Dovyalis caffra is the source of this 204-nucleotide messenger RNA. NCBI's taxonomy places the organism in Eukaryota, Viridiplantae, Streptophyta, Magnoliopsida, Malpighiales, Salicaceae. The record is from the annotation of a GenBank genome assembly.
AUGCUCGUGGUUGUUCAUAGUGUUAAAGUUGCAAAUCACGUCGAAGAAGAUCCCGAGAUGACAUUAUUUGCUAAAGGUCUAGAGAAAAGAUCUACUUCCAAUGUUAGGCCUCCUCCUGGUCACCUUGACGAGUCUAAAUCUACAACUGCUUAUGCUUUAAAAAGACUUAAUUUUAUUAGCAAGGCUGAUGAUGGUAUAGGAUAG